Emys orbicularis (European pond turtle) is the source of this 1377-nucleotide messenger RNA. It is a transcript of the gene CYTH2, whose product is annotated as cytohesin 2. Gene Ontology annotation, biological process: regulation of ARF protein signal transduction. The transcript has 12 exons. Bases 1 to 1206 code for a protein of 401 amino acids. The record is from RefSeq and is a predicted model, not a curated record. Gene Ontology annotation, molecular function: guanyl-nucleotide exchange factor activity. Lineage: Eukaryota; Metazoa; Chordata; Testudines; Emydidae.
AUGGAGAGAGGGGGUGGAGGAGGUGUGCCCCCAGACCUGACCCCCGAGGAGCGGCUGGAGCUGGAGAACAUCCGACGGCGGAAACAAGAGCUGCUGGUGGAAAUCCAGCGGCUGCGGGAUGAGCUGAGCGAGGCCAUGAACGAGGUGGAGGGUCUGGAGGCAAAUGAGGGCAGCAAAACCCUUCAGAGGAACCGGAAGAUAGGGAUGGGCCGCAAGAAAUUCAACAUGGAUCCUAAAAAGGGCAUCCAGUUCCUGGUGGAGAACGAGUUGCUGCACAACACGCCCGAGGAGAUCGCCCGGUUCCUCUACAAGGGGGAGGGGCUCAACAAGACGGCCAUCGGGGACUACCUGGGGGAGAGGGAGGACUUCAACAUCGCCGUGCUGCACGCCUUCGUCGACCUGCACGAGUUCACUGACCUCAACCUGGUGCAGGCGCUGCGGCAGUUCCUAUGGAGCUUCCGCCUGCCUGGGGAGGCCCAGAAGAUCGACCGCAUGAUGGAGGCCUUUGCCCAGCGUUACUGUCUCUGCAACCCCGGCGUCUUCCAGUCCACAGACACCUGCUACGUGCUCUCCUUCGCUGUCAUCAUGCUGAACACCAGUCUCCACAACCCCAACGUGCGGGACAAACCUACUGUGGAGAGAUUCAUCACCAUGAACCGGGGCAUCAACGACGGGGGCGACCUGCCCGAGGAGCUGCUGCGGAACCUGUACGACAGCAUCCGGAACGAGCCGUUCAAGAUCCCGGAGGAUGACGGGAAUGACCUGACCCACACGUUCUUCAACCCGGACCGGGAGGGCUGGCUGCUCAAGCUGGGGGGGCGCGUGAAAACGUGGAAAAGACGCUGGUUCAUUCUGACUGACAACUGCCUGUACUACUUCGAGUACACCACGGACAAGGAACCACGGGGGAUCAUCCCACUGGAGAACCUGAGCAUCCGGGAGGUGGAGGACCCCCGCAAGCCGAACUGCUUUGAGCUCUACAUUCCCAACAACAAGGGCCAGCUGAUCAAGGCCUGCAAGACGGAGGCCGACGGGCGGGUGGUGGAAGGGAACCACAUGGUCUAUCGCAUCUCGGCCCCCACGCAGGAGGAGAAGGACGAGUGGAUCAAAUCCAUCAAGGCUGCUGUCAGCGUGGACCCCUUCUACGAGAUGCUGGCCGCCCGCAAGAAGCGCAUCUCAGUCAAGAAGAAACAGGAGCAGGCGUGAGACGGGCCGGCCAGCAGGCUGCCUUUCUGUGCCCCCCCCCCCCAACCCACCUCCCUGGGCGCCGCUGAAACUGACACCCCCCUGGGUCAGGGGGCCCAGCCACGGACAGACAGAUGGACAGAGCAUCACUGACUUCCCCUCCCCCAGCAUCUGUGUGCACCCUGAUCUGUC